Molecule: messenger RNA, 7726 nt
Organism: Chanos chanos (milkfish)
Lineage: Eukaryota; Metazoa; Chordata; Actinopteri; Gonorynchiformes; Chanidae
Product: kinesin-like protein KIF1C
Exons: 23
Coding region: 676-4497 (1273 amino acids)
Biological process (GO): microtubule-based movement
Molecular function (GO): microtubule motor activity; ATP binding; microtubule binding
Source: RefSeq, a predicted model, not a curated record
GGUGACUGAAGGCGGCCGCACGCAGACACCGCGGCCAGCGGCAACUUUCCUCUUUUCUUUUCCCUUUUUAUUUUCUUUUUUCUUAUUCACAAUUAGCCACUGCUCUUCCUCAACGCCGGCAAAAUAACUGCCCCUGUACACCUCUGCGCCAGAGGUCAUCAACCGGACUGUCCGCUACGGAGAACGAGAAGAGAUUUUACCAUUUUUUUCCGUAGCAGAGAUUCGUCAGUCCUCGGCCGCAGCUCCGUAACCCCCUUACUCAGUUUCGGGUUUUAAAGUUUUGUGCUGUCCUGCCUAACACAACGAGGACACGGGAGGUUUUUCUUUAGAAAAAGUCGUCUCUCCCUUUUCUAAUUAGAAAGAAUUUUCUCUUUAUGUGCGUCAGUAGUUUAUAUUUGUUUAAAGGACAGAGCGCCCCCACCCAACUUUUUCUCUUCUCUAAACCCCCCUCUGCAACUGGCAUUGGCGUGUCCCGUCCGGCACCGUGGAAUGAGAGGGGUCAGUACCAGGUCGCAUAAGGGGGUUGGCAACACUGGUAAACUUUUUAAUUCUCAUAUUUUUAACUGAUUGUCGUUUCGCCGCUGGCCAUGGGGACUAUCUAACCAGACGCACGGGACCGUUCAGUGAGAUUCUAAUUUUCUCCAUUUCGGCGAAGGCUCACAGGUUGUCAGUAAAAUGGCUGCCUCAGUGAAGGUAGCGGUCCGCGUGAGACCCUUUAACAACCGUGAGAUGAGUCGAGACGCCAAGUGUGUCAUCCAGAUGCAAGGCAACACCACAUGCAUCACCAACCCAAAGCAGCCCAAAGAAGCAGCCAAGAACUUCACAUUUGACUACUCUUAUUGGUCCCACACUACAGCAGAGGAUCCUGCCUUUGUGUCUCAGAGGCAGGUGUACCUGGACAUUGGGGAGGAGAUGUUGCUCCACGCCUUUGAAGGAUAUAACGUCUGCAUCUUUGCCUAUGGCCAGACAGGAGCCGGCAAGUCCUACACCAUGAUGGGUAAACAGGAGCCAGGCCAACAAGGCAUCAUUCCACAGCUGUGUGAGGAUUUGUUCAAGCGUAUAACAGAAAACACAGACCCUGACCUCUCCUUCUCAGUGGAGGUUUCAUAUAUGGAGAUUUACUGUGAGCGCGUGCGGGACUUGUUGAAUCCGAAGAGUAAAGGUGCACUUAGGGUGAGAGAACAUCCUAUCAUGGGGCCGUAUGUGGAAGACCUGUCAAAACUCGCCGUCACCUCCUACAACGACAUCGCUGACCUCAUGGACUGUGGCAAUAAGGCCCGGACGGUGGCGGCCACAAACAUGAAUGAGACUAGCAGUCGCUCUCAUGCUGUUUUCACCAUUGUCUUCACACAGCGCCGACAAGACCAGCUCACAAGUCUGAACACAGAAAAGGUUAGUAAAGUCAGUCUGGUGGAUCUGGCUGGCAGUGAGAGAGCUGACUCUUCAGGGGCAAAAGGCAUGAGGUUAAAGGAAGGUGCAAACAUUAAUAAAUCCUUGACCACUCUGGGGAAGGUCAUUUCUGCUUUAGCUGAAGCGCAAAGCAGCAAGAAGAGGAAAUCUGAUUUCAUUCCUUACAGAGAUUCGGUUUUGACGUGGCUACUGAAAGAGAACUUGGGUGGUAACUCACGCACGGCAAUGAUUGCUGCCCUCAGCCCAGCAGACAUCAACUAUGAGGAAACACUCAGCACCCUAAGGUAUGCUGACCGUGCAAAGCAGAUCCGCUGUAACGCUAUCAUUAAUGAGGAUCCAAACGCUCGCUUGAUCAGAGAGCUGAAGGAGGAAGUGAACAGACUCAGAGAGCUGCUUCUCUCUCAAGGGCUGAGCCAGCUGAUCACCGCACAAGGUGCAGAGGUGAAUAAUAAUCGUGUUGGCAGUGGGAAUGUGUCUGUCUUGCCUGCUGUCCCCACCUCUAAUGGAACUCCCGCCAGUCAACCGUCAGCUAAUGGAGAUGGCCCCAGCCAAGAGGGUGAUCCCGCCUCUGAAGAAAACUCCCUCAACCAAUCAGAGGAGUUCCAGACAGAACUGAUAACCAAGGAAGAGGCAGUGGAAAGACUUAAGGAGACAGAGAAGAUAAUUGCUGAGCUGAAUGAGACGUGGGAAGAGAAACUGAGAAAAACAGAAUCUAUUCGGCUGGAGAGGGAGUCUCUGUUAGCUGAGAUGGGUUUGUCCAUUAAAGAGGAUGGUGGGACCGUUGGUGUGUUCUCUCCCAAAUCGACCCCUCACUUGGUCAAUUUGAAUGAGGAUCCUCUGAUGUCUGAGUGUUUGCUCUACUACAUAAAAGAGGGAACCACCAGAGUUGGGCAAAAAGAUGUUGACAUCAGGCUUAGUGGUCAGUUCAUCAAAGAACAACACUGUGUUUUCUACAGUAAGACCAAGGACAACGGAGAGGUGGAUGUAAUCCUGGAGCCUUUGGAGGGGGCAGAGACAUACGUCAAUGGAAAACAAAUCACAGAGCCAGUUGUGCUCAGACAAGGGAAUCGGGUUGUGAUGGGAAAGAAUCAUGUAUUCAGGUUUAACCACCCAGAACAGGCCAGAUUGGAACGAGAGCGCAAUGCUUUGCAGGAACAGCAGGGGGAGCCAGUGGACUGGAACUAUGCCCAAAAAGAACUGCUGGAGAAACAGGGAAUAGACAUCAAAUUAGAGAUGGAGAAGAGACUUCAGGAUGUUGAGAGUCAGUACCGCAAAGAGAAGGAAGAGGCUGACUUGUUGCUUGAGCAGCAAAGACUGUAUGCAGACUCAGACAGUGGUGAUGACUCUGAUAAACGGUCCUGUGAGGAGAGCUGGAGACUCAUCUCAUCACUCAGAGAGAAACUACCAGCCAACAAGGUGCAGUCUAUAGUGAAGCGCUGUGGUUUGCCCAGCAGUGGUAAAAAGCGGGAACCCCUUCGUGUUUAUCAGAUCCCCCAGCGCAGGCGCAUCAGUAAAGACCCUAAACGUGUGACAGUUGGGGACCUGAAGCUGCAGGCCGUCAAAGAGAUCUGUUACGAGGUGGCGCUGGGUGACUUCCGCCACUCCAAACAGGAGAUUGAGGCCCUGGCCAUCGUUAAGAUGAAAGAGCUGUGUCGUAUGUACGGAAAACGAGACCCUGCGGAGAGAGAGACGUGGCGCGCCGUGGCCCAAGACGUGUGGGAGACGGUGGGAAUUGGAGACAGUGAAGGUGGAGAGGCGGGUGGAGAGGGUGGCGGAGGAGAGGAGGGGAGAACAGGUAUUUAUGACCUGAAGGCCCAUAUUGAUAAACUGACAGACAUCCUGGAGGAGGUGAAACAGCAGAACAACAUGAAGGACGAAGAAAUACGAGCACUGAGAGAUCGCAUGAUGAAGAUGGAGAGCAUUAUACCAGGAGUGCAGCAGGAGGAUGGUUCUCUUGAAGAUCUGACUUUUGACAAUGGAGAGCCAUCACAGGGACGUAACAGUGAAGAGGAGAACCAUGGUUCAGCGGAGGAGCUCCCAAAGGAGGAGCGAGUGAUGCGCUUGAUGGAAGAAGACCCCGCCUUCCGCAGGGGGCGUCUGCGCUGGCUCAAACAGGAACAAAUUCGCCUCCAAAACCUCCAGCAGCAGCAAAUUACCAAGCGACUGCGCAAUAGGGGUGGGACCGGGGGUGGGGCCAGUGGGGACGGUGUGGUCCAUCUCCCAGGGACUGGGCGGUUCAUCCCCCCUCAGGACUGCAAACUGAAGUUCCCCUUUAAAAGUAACCCCCAGCACCGCCUUUCCUGGGGACCCAACUCCGCCUUCAUGCUGGGCCUCAAUGCCUCAGAUGAGGGCAAAAGUGCAGGAGAAACAGGAGAGGAGGAGAGAAAUGAAGUAGAGGUGAGGGAGAGUCAGGGAGGACGAAAAGGCAGUCCCUCCCCUCCUCCUACUUCGUCUACUUCUACUCCUUCUCUCCCUUCCUCAUUUGCCCCUCCUGCCCCUGGCAUGCCUCUUUUGCCUCUGCCCUUCCAAAUGCCUGGCCAUGUACCAGUCAUCAUGGGUAAUCCCCGCUUACGCAUACCCUCUCCUCACCGUGCCUGGCAACAGAGAAACUAUGGCAAUGGUAACCAUGUUAACCAUCAAUUUCCUGCUCAGCAACAACAGCAGCAACGCCGCUAUAGGCGGAACUCUUUGGACAGCUCUACAAUGCCUGGAAACCAGGGUCAAUACAGCAAUGGCAACCAUAACAACUUGAACCAGCAAGCUGGUCGUGUACGGUACCGCCGGCAGUCACCAAAUCCUGGGGGGAGGGGGGAGGGCGGCUCUUCACAACCACGGGAGGGUGGUUACGUUAAGCAGCCCCGAUCAGGAUACCAGCAUUACCCCAACCAAGCCCAGCCGCACCUAUACCAAAACCAGCCCCACAACCCCCGUGGACCCCCUUUUCGGGGGUUCCAAGAGCCAGAGUAUGGUGGGAGCAUGGGAGAUGGUUGGGGACCCAAUCCCAAAUUCCAGGGGUACACCACACCCCCUCGCAUGCGGAGGCAGUUUAGUGCUCCUGACCUGAAGAGCAAAGAGACACCUGUCUGAGUGUAUGUCAACCUGUGCUUUGCACUCUCAGUAGCAACCUCUUAUAGCCUAGGCUCUGUGUGCGUGUUUGCGUGAGUGUAUAUAUAUAUAUAUAUGUAGCUUCCUGUCCGUUACUCUUCUUGCUCAGACACACUCACAUUUGCUCCUGCUGGACACCACUGAAUAUGAUUUCACAAGCUGGCCAAUAUUUUUUAUUUGUUAGAUGACAGUCCUGUACUGACCGAAGCUGUGCUAACGCACAAUGAGUUGACACUUUAAGUGCCACUCUAGCCCGCUAUGCCAAAUAACUUUACACACACAUUAUGGUUGUGUGGACUCCUGCUGUGCUAGAAUGUGUGUCUGUGUGUUUUUAUGUGUCUCUGCAUUAACUUCAGAAAGAAACAUACCUCUCAACAGUAGUUCAGUCUAGAACUGGUUCUGAAAUUUUUCUUCAGUUUUUUUUUUCUGGGAUAGUUUGUUGUUGCUCUUGAGCAUGUGUUGUAUGUUGAAAUCUAGAUCAUCUUAGCAUUACGUGUGUGUGUGUGUGUGUGUGUAUUGUAUGUUGAGGGGGCACUGGGUGACUUGGUGGAGUAAUAUAUUUGAGCUACUGAUAAUCCCAAAGAUUUUUGUGCUAUAUGUUGGAACCCCAAUGCCUCCAUGUGAUGUGGUGGGUCUGUAUGAUUCCCAGCAAUAGGCUGUGUGUGUGUGUAUAUGUGUAUGUGUGUGUGUGUGUGCGUGCGUUUGUGUGCUUGUGUGUAUGUGUGUAUGUGUGUGUGUGUCUUAGGGGGGUUGUGCUUUGAUCUAUGAGGCUGAUGUUACAGUUGGACUCUACCUCCAAUAUGCUAUGGGAGGCACCGGUAUAGUGCAAAAGAUGGAAAGAGAGAUGGGACAAAGAUGGACGAAGAGAAAAUGGGAGAGAAUUGAAUGUGAACAGAAAAAAGCUAAAAAAAAAGAGAAAAGGACAGCAGGAGGAUCUUUUUUUGACCGUAUAUGGAUUUGUUUGGACACCUCAUCCUCUUCAUGCACCUUAUAGAUAUAUAGAGCACUAGAGUCAUUAGAAUUAGAUAUAAAAUGCUUAGCACAGAAGUUUAAUGGUGGCUGAUUCUCUAAUAUGCAAUUUUAGGCAUGGUGUUUUUAGACUCUUGAGCUUGUGAGGUUGAUGUUGGAUGUUAUCCUCUGAUACUGAAUUUCCUAAGAUAUUUGCGGAGGACAGAACAGGAACGUUGGGAAAUACCUAAUGUAGGUAUGAAUUAUUUGAAAUAUAUUUGGUGUGUGUAUGAUUGUGUGUUACUACAGGUAAGAUUUUCUGGUGGCCUUUAGUGGGGCUUUUGAAGAAAUUAUUUAAAGAAAAGAGAGCAAAUAGAUGGUGAAGAAAUGGACAGAGACUUGUUACCAUAGAAAUGGUCCUUGGCAUUUGGCACAGGUAUAUAUGUUGUGUGUUUUCUGUGUUGCUGAGGGCUGUCUCUGGGAAAUAGGCAUAGAUAUACCUUAAAAUAGGCAGGACCAUCAUCUCAGUGCCCUUAAAAGGCCUUUUCAAUUGAUCAAAGGUCAGAGACUUUUGUUGGCUCUGGGUAGUCAGUGCAAAGACCUUGUCCGGCAAGGCUGCUCUCAGAUCAGGUCUCAAAGGUAGAUUAUCCAUAGAACAGGACACUUACCUCAUUAGGAUAAUGUCUUUCCGUGAGGUGAUUUCUAUGGUGAGUUAAGACUCGUGUAUGGGACGUGUGGUUGUUCUGGGAUUUUUGAGAACUUGAGCUGAGUUUUGAGAACUUGACAGAUGGAAAAUGGAGGACAUGAAAAAUGUGUGGAGAAAGUUAGAGUUCAGAGAGAGAGCGAAGAAAAAGAAGAGGAAGAAGAGGAAGAAAAGGCAGUGUUACAAGCAAGACACUCAUAAGUUGGCUACAAUACAAAUCGUUCAGACAGCUCAGGACGGGCUCAGGGUCUGAGGUAGUUUUGUUGUGUAUGUCAAUCAGAAUAAGCCUCCCUUUAAAAGGCUCUUUCAAAUGACUGUAGGAAAUUACUGGCAGUGUCAUCUCAGAAAGGAACUUGGAGAAUAGAAGAAGAGAAGAUGAUAUGGCAACGCCUGUCAGUGUCUGGGGACGGGUCACAUUGGAACUGUUUUUUUAAACUGUAGUAUCCAAAGGGAGUGUACCCUGCAUCCCAACAGUGAUAAUGUUAUUGUGAAUGACAAUAUUACUUAGAAGAUAAAAAAGGAGUGAUAAAAACAAAUAUUUGAGAUAGAAAAAGAGCAAUAAAGACAAAUAUUGGACUUGGAAAACAAAACGUACUGAAGAGGGGAUGAGAGAGACCGAUUGCUGUCCAUUAAAAGCAGACUUUACAGACAAUAUGGUGGCUAUGUGGUAACUCUAGGUAAGCAAGACUACCAUGGCCACACUGCUGUUAUGACAACGGCUUUUAACCUUUGAUAUUUUUGGACAAUCUACUGUGUUUCUAGGAUGAGUCUCUUAUUUUUUUUCCACUGUUAUUUUUACUUACUUCUGCUUGUAUUUCCUCCUUAAUCCAGUGCUUUUGCUUCCUGUUUUGAUAAUUCAGUAACACUAUCUUCUUGUUAUUAUUUGCAAUAUGAUUACUAUUAUUAUAAUUAUGAUUAUGCCACACCUGAAGCUGCUCCUCUUGUGUUCUGCGCUGCCAUGGCUAUGUUUGUGUGUGUGUGUGUGUGUGUGUGUGUGUGUGUGUCUGUGUGUGUGUGUGUGUGUGUGUGUGUGUGUGUGUGUGUGUGUGUGAAAUCCAAUGGAUUUAAAACAUAAAUGGGGUAAUGUUUUCUUAUUGACUUGUGUGCAAGGUUGAAGCUUGUGUUUUUUCUUUUGUUUUCUUUAUUUCUUGUGAGUGUAUUCAGUUUUCAGUGUUCUAGUUCUAAAGCAAUGUACCAGACUUAGGGGAACCAAUCUGGUUUCUCCCUGAUUUCUGAAGGUGAGAUUUGGGGACUUGAAUCUGCCUUUGCCUGCUCUAUAAUUGCCAGCCCCUCAUCAGAUUUCUGUGAACUCUUAAUAGACAAAUAAUGCUCCUCAUAUUCAACCACCGACCCAAAUCUGGGACCCUGGUAUUUGCCUAAAGCAUAUUGGGAUUUUCUCCUUUUAAGCUGGUCUAUUUCUAUAAUUUUAUUUUAUUUUCUAGUUGGUUUUUCAUUUACAAUGUUUUUUUUCCUUUGAUUUUCUUUUGAGAGGCAUAGAAGCAAAUGUUUUUGGUAACUUGAGGUUGAAAAAUGCAAAGUGUCAAUAAAAGCAAAAAAGAG